Vigna angularis (adzuki bean) is the source of this 2544-nucleotide messenger RNA. Its product is annotated as pentatricopeptide repeat-containing protein At1g71460, chloroplastic. The record is from RefSeq and is a predicted model, not a curated record. Gene Ontology annotation, biological process: RNA modification. Bases 105 to 1595 code for a protein of 496 amino acids. The transcript has 2 exons. Lineage: Eukaryota; Viridiplantae; Streptophyta; Magnoliopsida; Fabales; Fabaceae. Gene Ontology annotation, molecular function: RNA binding; protein binding.
UCACGUGCAUUAUCCUGCCUAAUAAUUUUUUUUUUCAAACAAAACAAGGCUAAAUAUUUGCAGCCAUUGUUGGCCUUAACAAGGUUGCCCCCAACAACGCGACAAUGUUCAGCGCGCGUCUAUCCAACGCGGCGACGCCUCCAUGCUUCAAAUAUUCUUCUGAAAUUCAAUCCUCCGUUUCACUCCCUCUCUCUCUUCACCCUCACUCGUUCAUUCUAAACUCCGCCACGCGCCACACUCUCUCACUCUCCACGCCACAAAACCACGCGCCUCCCUUGCAGCCGCCGCGUUCGGAUGACGCCCCUCCCAAUGAGACGCGUCUGAACAAUCUAUACCUUGAGCGCGGGAAAACCGAGUUCGCACGCCAAGUGUUUGAUAAUAUUCCCAAACGAGACGUCAAGGCAUGGAAGUUUAGUACUAUGAUUGCCAGGUUUGCGCGCAAUGGCAUGAUAAAAGAAGUUUUGGACUAUACUAGGUUGAUGUUGGUGGAAGGAAUAAACCCAAAUUUGGUUGUAAUGACAGUUAUUAUUGAUGGUAUAGGGAAAGUUGGUGCACGGAACUUAGGUAGAGAAGCACAUGGCUUUGUGGUGAAGAAUAUGUAUUACAAGGAAUUGUCGAUUCUAUCAGCAUUGAUCGAUAUGUAUCGCAAGUUUGGCGAUGUUGGGUCGGGGAGUCGAGUUUUGUUUAGUGUGAUGAAGAGGAAGGGAGAUUUUUGGAUCGGAUUGGUUUCGGGGAGACUUGAGAUUCAAAUGAGGUCUGUGAUUCGGUUGAAGAGGUUCCGGCCAGGUGCUGCUGCGGUUGCCUCUCUACUUCCCAUUUGUGCACAGUUGAGGGCUCUGAAGCAAGGGAAGGAGAUUCAUGCUUAUUCUUUGAGACAUUGGCUUCUGCCUAAUGUGCCGAUAAUGUCUUCUUUGAUGGUGUUGUACUCUAAGUGCCGUGUGAUUGAGUAUUCCAUCAGACUUUUUGAUGAAAUGGAGAGGAAGAAUGUGGUUUCUUGGACUGCCAUGAUUGAUUCAUACAUUGGGAAUGGGCGUGUGUGUGAAGCUCUUGGUGUGAUGAGGUCAAUGGCAUGGACGACCGAGCAUAAGCCGGAUACUGUCACCGUGGCUAGGAUGCUACAUGUGUGUGGGGAGCUGAAAGUUUUAAGGCUUGGGAAGGAAGUUCAUGGACAAGUGUUGAAAAGGGGUUUUGCAUCAGUCCAUUAUGUUGCUGCUGGAGUCAUUGAUAUGUAUGGGAUUUGUGGAGAUGUUGAUAAAGCAAAGUUGGUAUUUAGUCUGGUUCCUGAUAAAGGUUCAACGGCAUGGAGUGCUCUUAUUAGGGCCUAUGGGCAUAAGGAAUGGUAUAAGGAGGCAAUAGAUAUUUUUUAUGACAUGAUUUCAAAUGGUUGCACUCCGAAUCGCUUCACUUUUGAAGCUGUUCUAUCUAUAUGUGAUAGGGCUGGGUAUGUUGAAGAUUCUUUUAGGAUCUUUGAUUUGAUUUCGAGGUAUAAAAUUGAAGCAUCCAAAGAACACUGCACUUGCAUGAUUCGACUCCUUACCCGCUAUGGUAAACUAGAUGAGGCUCAAAGAUAUUUAGAAAUGAGUUAUUCCUUAUAGCUGAGGACAAGAGAUAAUAGGACUUUCUGUGAAUGUUUCUAUAGAUUGUUAACAUUUUUAGGCUAUGCUUAUUAUUGACUUACCUAACAGCUGUUAACUCAGCAAAACCUGUUUAAUAUAAGCAACGACCACAAAUGCGGGGAGUACUUGAAUACCUUCCAUCUGAAAGGGAGUCCUCUUUCCCGCAGCAGGCAGGUACUUGCAAAAGAGAUUUUAGUGCCUAUAUAAAUAAUGUUUCUUAUUAGAUAAAUAAAAAAUAUUGUUAAUUCUAUAUAUUACGUUACUCAAUUACAAUCAAUAAUUAAAAUUAAUUUAAUUUGUAUAGUUUUCAUCAUUCUGUUUUCUCAUCCAUCAUUUGUGAUGGUUCUAUCUGUGCAUUGGGUACAAAGGCAGUGCACUACUUCGUUAGCUCUUCCUCGUGCACUCUGAUCUCGAUGUUUUAGCUUUGUUGCAAAAAAUGUUCAGAAUUUUGGGUUCAGCUAGCAACCACCAAAAGAGGUCUUUAUAGCUUCUCUGAAAGAAAUUACCACCGGGAUGCAAGAUGCCACUGCUGACGAUUGAUUUUUUGUUCGUUGAUGGACUUCUCAAUGCUAUUACCUGUUAACUAAUUUGCUCUGGCUUUGGAAUCUGAGCAAUAUAAGUGUAGUUUUUCAAGUCACGGUGUUCGAAUUUGACGUUUAGUUCUCGCCAGCAGGAUCAUACGGCGCAAUAUAGUGUAGAUGAUCUCAUGAUCAUAUAAAGCGUCAUGUUAAUAGUGCUAUGCAUCAACAUACAGAUGGCAGAAUUGGUUAUAUUGUUAUAUUGCAAGGAUAUUUUCUGCUAUUACCUUUAAUUUUUGGAAUUUACAUGCAAAUGAGUUGCUUCAUUCAUUGUAUUGACUUAUUGUACUACUACACAAAGAGGCAAAUUUCCAAAUUCAUUCACGAUUUAGGACCAUUUGCCAUUUUAC